UGUUGUUAUUUGAUAUUUACAUAAAAGGAAUGGUGGUGUUUAAUAUGUAAAUAAUGACGGUAACCGUAGUUUAGUUAAGCUAAAUGAAUUUUAUAACUUAAUAAGAUUUUGAAAAAUAGAAGCAAUGAGUGGUGGUGUAGUACCCAGCAAAUCAACUGUUUAUAUUUCAAACUUACCUUUCUCGUUAACAAACAAUGAUAUACAUCAACUAUUACAAAGUUAUGGAAAAAUUGUAAAAGUAACAGUAAUGAAAGACAAAAUUACACGACGGAGUCGUGGUGUUGCAUUUGUAUUAUUUCUUACUCCAGAAGAUGCAUUUUCCUGUGCUAAGGGUUUGAAUAAUACAGAGAUAGGUGGUCGUACGAUAAAAAGUUCCAUAGCGGUAGAUAAUGGACGCAGUACUGAAUUUAUUCGUAGAAGAGACUAUCCAGAUAAAUCUCAAUGUUACGAAUGUGGAGAAGAAGGCCAUUUAUCAUAUAACUGCAGGAAUAAUACAUUAGGUCCAAGAAACCCACCAUUAAAAAAAAUUAGAAUCAGAAAGAAGCACAAGAGUACUAAUAGUCCAAGAACAAAUGAUUUUAGUAAAAAUAGUGAUGAUGAAUUAGUAGAAGAUAAUUGGGAAGAAGAAGUAGAAACAUUAAGUGCUGCAAUUGCAUUCGAGCAAAGACAAAAGGAAUUAGAAAACAGCCAAAGAGUAGGAAAAGGAUAUGAUGAAGAGGAUAGAUCAACUCAGAAAUCAGGAAAACGAUAUAAAAAGAAUCAGUAUUUCAGUGAUGAGGAAGAUUUUAGCGAAUGAAAUGUCAAUUAUGAGGACUGAUAAAGAUAUCGAAGUAAUAUAAAUAAAUGCUGAAUAUUGCUGGGAAAUUGUAAUAUAAUGCAAUUUAAAGGAUAUUU
Colletes gigas is the source of this 894-nucleotide messenger RNA. Its product is annotated as zinc finger CCHC-type and RNA-binding motif-containing protein 1-like. The transcript is spliced from 5 exons. Bases 125 to 796 code for a protein of 223 amino acids. NCBI's taxonomy places the organism in Eukaryota, Metazoa, Arthropoda, Insecta, Hymenoptera, Colletidae. Gene Ontology annotation, biological process: mRNA splicing, via spliceosome. Gene Ontology annotation, cellular component: U12-type spliceosomal complex. Gene Ontology annotation, molecular function: zinc ion binding; RNA binding. The record is from RefSeq and is a predicted model, not a curated record.